AUGGUGACCUGGAAUGUCUUUCGUAUAAUCGGAGAUCUGUCUCAUGCAGGCUCAAUAUGUGUCCUGCUCUGGGCUAUCCACAAGAACAAGAGCGCCGAGGGCGUCUCACUCCUCACGCAGAUCCUUUACGGCGUCGUCUUCGUAUUUCGCUAUCUUGAUCUAUUCGAUCCCCGCACAUACAAGAGUGGCACGUGGCACAGCAUUUGGAAUGUCUCCUUCAAACUAUUCUACCUCAUCUCAUCCUCAUACCUGGUCUUCCUGAUGAUGAAGCGGGAACGAGCCUGGAAACUCGGUUUGUGGUCUGUGGCUGGGUCCCUUGUUUUGGCACCUAUCUCAAUCUGGCUUCUGGACACCGAUGAUUACAAUGCAUGGUUCAUUGAGUUUUGCUGGGCUUUCUCUAUUAUUCUCGAGUCUGUGUGUGUUCUGCCGCAGCUCCUUCUCCUUCGCCAGACCACUGUCCCGACGGUGAUCGACUCAUAUUACCUGCUUGCUCUGGGCUCCUACAGAGCAUUCUACAUUCUCAAUUGGAUUGUCCGCUUGUUCAACAAGGAGCCUUUCCAUGAUUGGAUCGCGGUCGUGUUUGGCAUUGUACAGACUGCCUUCUAUGUCGACUUUGCAUGGGUAUACUAUUCGCGCCAGCGAGUCAAGCUUCGCAAUGGUGGUGUCGUUGACUCCGAGGACUAUGGGAACAGUUGGCUAGUGAAUCGUGUGGUGAAUUUCCGAGCAUCGCGAAAUUCGGUAGACGAAGAACAGCGCCUUCGAGAUGAGGAGGAAGGGGUGGAUAGUCAACCAAACCACAACCGGUGGGGUGCUCGUGGCAUUUCCAUCGCAGCCGACGAUACCUUGGAGAGCAAUGAUCACAAUAAGGGACAUCAUCAUGAUGAUAGCUUAGAUGGGUUUUCGGGGAUGAGGACGAAACCGAUGAUCACCGGGUGA
This is a messenger RNA of Penicillium mononematosum, 936 nucleotides long. RefSeq names its product ER lumen protein-retaining receptor. The record is from RefSeq and is a predicted model, not a curated record. Gene Ontology annotation, molecular function: ER lumen protein retrieval receptor activity. Gene Ontology annotation, biological process: protein retention in ER lumen; endoplasmic reticulum to Golgi vesicle-mediated transport. The coding region runs from base 1 to 936 and encodes 311 amino acids. NCBI's taxonomy places the organism in Eukaryota, Fungi, Ascomycota, Eurotiomycetes, Eurotiales, Aspergillaceae. Gene Ontology annotation, cellular component: endoplasmic reticulum; membrane; cis-Golgi network. The transcript has 4 exons.